Molecule: messenger RNA, 5478 nt
Organism: Cervus elaphus (red deer)
Lineage: Eukaryota; Metazoa; Chordata; Mammalia; Artiodactyla; Cervidae
Gene: TEX13C
Product: TEX13 family member C
Exons: 2
Coding region: 354-4403 (1349 amino acids)
Source: RefSeq, a predicted model, not a curated record
ACACCCAGUGCGGCUUCUGGUCCGCUCACCCUGUAGAGGGUGCUCUGGCUAGGCGGCAGGUCUAGCAGCCUUGCGUGCCUGUGACUCAGCACGCCUGUGACGAGUCACGUAGCCUGAACUUUGGCGGUUGGCGUGGUGGUGAGCGGACCUGUUCUACUCUCGGUGAGGAAAGCGGGACCCUGUGACGGACAAAAGAGGCGGGCGAGGAGGCCAGGACUGAGCUAGGACUCAAGGAGGACUGAGCCGGGAGGUGAAGGGCGGACUUGGUAGCGGCGGCAGCUUUUAGCUGUUGUGGCUGUCGCAAGGCAGCGUCUUCUUCAGUGAGGUGGUUGGUUGACUAGGCCUCGGCAGCCAUGGCUGUGGACUUUGGGGACCAUGCCAGUGGCUUUCGCCACAUCGAUGUAAUCAGGUUCAUCAACAAUGAGGUCCUCUUGAACGGGGGUGGCCCUGAAUUCUACGUGGCCUUCCGCUCGCGACCCUGGAGUGAGGUAGAGGAUCAGCUGCAAAUCGUGGUUGCUGACCCGCGGGUGCCACGCACCAUCAAGAGGGCCUGUGCCUGGAGCGCGCUGGCGUUGAGCGUGCGUGUGGGGGCGAGGCAGUGGGAGCAGCAGGCGCACCGUAUCAGGCGGCUCCAGGAGCAGGUAGGGGAGCGUGAGGCGGCUUCCUGGGCCCUGGCCAACGAGCUGAAGCACCUCCGUGAGGAGCGUGAGGAGGCGGCAGUGCAUCUACGAGGCACACGGGUCGCCCUGAAGCAGGUGAUAGAUGAGCGAGAUAUGUUGCGCGGGCGACUGCUCCAGCUUGAGAGAUCGGCCCAGCUAGCACCUGUGGCACAUGAAAUGCUGCCUGGGCCUGGAGCUGAGCAGCUUGGAGCUACAGCAUGGCCCAUGAAUGUACCAGAGCACAGCAAGAUGGUGGCUCUGGGAGCACAGGGCAUGCCACAUUCAGAGAGUCAGAUGGCAGCCCCGGCAGCUGUGGUUUAUGUCCCCGGACCCCAGAGCUCCUUUGCCCAGGCAAUGCAACCCCUUCCACCAAUGCCGGUGCCACAUCCAUUGCCAUUCCCAGUGGGAUUCCCGUAUGUGACACCUUUACCACCUUCAGCAGUUGUGGAAGGGGGAGCAGUCACGGCAGCAGCAGUACCAGUAGCAGUCGCACCCCAGAUGCCUCCCCUGGGGAUCUACCCACCUGGUCAGUGGGCUGCAGUGGGGGCCCAGAAAGAGAUGGCCCCACCAUAUGACCAGAGUUUCUAUGCCCAGGAAUAUUCUGACAACCUCCAGGGGGAAUAUGCCCAGGAGGCCUGCAGAAGCCACAGCCAAGAGGAAGGUGCUAUGUGUCCCCAGGGGAUGUCCUCCCUGGGGGGCAGCAGAAGCUACAGCCAAGAGGAGGGUGCUCUGUGUCCCCCGGCAAUGUGCCCCCUGGUGGACAGCAGAAGCUACAGCCGAGAGGAAGGUGCUGUGUGUCCCCAGGUGAUGUGCCCCCUGGUGGACAGCAGAAGCUACAGCCGAGAGGAAGGUGCUGUGUGUCCCCAGGCGAUGUGCCCCCUGGUGGACAGCAGAAGCUACAGCCGAGAGGAAGGUGCUGUGUGUCCCCAGGCGAUGUGCCCCCUGGUGGACAGCAGAAGCUACAGCCGAGAGGAAGGUGCUGUGUGUCCCCAGGCGAUGUGCCCCCUGGUGGACAGCAGAAGCUACAGCCGAGAGGAAGGUGCUGUGUGUCCCCAGGCGAUGUGCCCCCUGGUGGACAGCAGAAGCUACAGCCGAGAGGAAGGUGCUGUGUGUCCCCAGGCAAUGUGCCCCCUGGUGGACAGCAGAAGCCACAGCCGAGAGGAAGAUGCUGUGUGUCCCCAGGGGAUGUCCUCCCUGGGGAACAGCAGAAGCCACAGCCGAGAAGAAGGUGCUGUGUGUCCCCAGGGGAUGUGCUCCCUGGGAAGCAGCAGAAGCCACAGCCGAGAGGAAGGUGCUGUGUGUCCCCAGGCGAUGUCUUCCCUGGGAGGCAGCAGAAGCCACAGCCGAGAGGAAGGUGCUGUGUGUCCCCAGGGGAUGUCUUCCCUGGGGGGCAGUAGAAGCCACAGCCGAGAGGAAGAUGUUGUGUGUCCCCAGGGGAUGUCCCCCCUGGGGGUCAGCAGAAGCCACAGCCGAGAGGAAGGUGCUGUGUGUCCCCAGGGGAUGUCUUCCCUGGGGGUCAGUAGAAGCCACAGCCGAGAGGAAGGUGCUAUGUGUCCCCAGGCGAUGUCUUCCCUGGGAGACAGCAGAAGCCACAGCCGAGAGGAAGGUGCUGUGUGUCCCCAGGGAAUGUCCUCCCUGGGGGACAGCAGAAGCCACAGCCGAGAGGAAGGUGCUGUGUGUCCCCAGGGGAUGUCCUCCCUGGGGGUCAGCAGGAGCCACAGCCGAGAGGAAGAUGCUGUGUAUCCCCAGGCGAUGUCCUCCCUGGGGGACAGCAGAAGCCAGAGCCAAGAGGAAGGUGCUGUGUGUCCCCAGGGGAUGUGCUCCCUGGGAAGCAGCAGAAGCCACAGCCGAGAGGAAGGUGCUGUGUGUCCCCAGGCGAUGUCUUCCCUGGGAGACAGCAGAAGCCAGAGCCAAGAGGAAGGUGCUGUGUGUCCCCAGGGGAUGUCCUCCCUGGGGGUCAGCAGAAGCCACAGCCGAGAGGAAGAUGCUGUGUAUCCCCAGGGGAUGUCCUCCCUGGGGGACAGCAGAAGCCAGAGCCAAGAGGAAGGUGCUGUGUGUCCCCAGGGGAUGUCCUCCGUGGGGGUUAGCAGAAGCCAGAGCCAAGAAGAAGAUGCUGUAUGUCCCCAGGGGAUGUCCUCCGUGGGGAAAAGCAGAAGCCACAGUGGCGAGGAAGGUGUUGUGUGUCCCCAGGUGAUGUCUUCCAGCCACAGCCUAGAGGAAGAUGCUGUGUGUCCCCAGGGGAUGUCUUCCAUGGGGGGCAGGAGAAGCCACAGCAGAGAGGAAAGUGCUAUGUGUCCCCAGGGAAUGUCUUCCCUGGGGGGCAGCAGAAGCCACAGCCGAGAGGAAGGUGCUGUGUGCCCCCAGGGGAUGUCCUCCAUGGGGGACAGCAGAAGGCACAGCCAAGAGGAAGGUGCUGUGUGUCCCCAGGAGAUGUCCUCCAUGGGGGUCAGCAGAAGCCACAGCCAAGAGGAAGGUGCUGUGUGUCCCCAGGCGAUGUCUUCCCUGGGAGACAGCAGAAGGCACAGCCGAGAGGAAGAUGCUGUGUGUCCCCAGGCGAUGUCUUCCCUGGGAGACAGCAGAAGCCAUAGCCGAGAGGAAGGUGCUGUGUGUCCCCAGGAGAUGUCCUCCAUGGGGGUUAGCAGAAGCCAGAGCCAAGAGGAAGAUGCUGUGUGUCCCCAGGGGAUGUCCUCUGUGGGGAACAGCAGAAGCCACAGUGGAGAGGAAGGUGUUGUGUGUCCCCAGGUGAUGUCUUCCAGCCACAGCCGAGAGGAAGAUGCUGUGUGCCCCCAGGGGAUGUCCUCCAUGGGGGUCAGCAGAAGCCAGAGCCGAGAGGAAGGUGCUGUGUGUCCCCAGGAGAUGUCCUCCGUGGGGGUCAACAGAAGCCACAGCCAAGAGGAAGGUGCUGUGUGUCCCCAGGCGAUGUCUUCCCUGGGAGACAGCAGAAGCCACAGCCGAGAGGAAGAUGCUAUGUGUCCCCAGGGGAUGUCCUCCCUGCGGGUCAGCCGAAGCUAUAGCCGAGAGGAAGGUGCUGUGUGUCCCCAGGAGAUGUCCUCCCUGCACGACAGUAGAAGCCAGAGCCGAGAGGAAGGUGCUGUGUGUCCCCAGGGGAUAUCCUCCAUGGGGGGCAACAGAAGCCACAGCCAUGAAGAAGGCCAUGUUUGUCCCCAGGGAACAGCGCCCCAGGGAGACAGCAGGAGCCACAGCCAAGAAGAAGGCUCUGUUUGUCCCCAGGGGCCAGCGCCCCAGGGAGACAGCAGGAGCGACAGCCAAGAAGAAGGCCCUGUUUGUCCCCAGGGGCCAGUGCCCCAGGGAGACAGCAGGAGCCGCAGCCAAGAAGAAGGCCCUGUUUGUCCCCAGGGGCCAGCGCCCCAGGGAGACAGCAGGAGCCACAGCCAGAAGGAAUGUCCAGUGAUGCCCCAGGAGAAGUACUCCAUGGGCAGCAGCAAGAUCCCCAAACAAGAAGGUCCAGAGAGGCCCCAGGGGGCAUGUACCUCGGGGUCCAGCACAAGUCAUGGUGUGAGAAAAAGCCCAAAGAAACAGGAGCAAAAGGCCAAGCAACCAAAAGAGAAAAAAUCCUCAGAUUUUCAGCAUCAGCAGAAACCUGAUACACACUCCAAUCAAAAUAGUUGGGAGUGCCUGCGUUGUAAAGCAGUGAAUUUUCCAUGGCGCAAGUCCUGCUAUAAAUGCAAGAAAGUCUGCAGGGCAGUUGAGAGUGGAGACCCGGAUCCAGGACAAGCUUACUGAUUUCAGGAAGUUUUAUAGGUAGGGGCUCAUUUUUGUCUCUGAGCCACACGGAAUUUGCCUGUUGCUGAAGAAUCCAAACCUAUCCCAUUUAGAAGAUCUUCCAAGAUCCUAAAGAAAUCACACUUCAUUUCUGACUGACCUACACCUCAGUGAGACCUCCCGGCUGGAUGAAACUAAGAAGAAUAAGAAGUCAGGGAAGAAGAGAUGCUUUGGGACUUAUUAGAGGGAAGAGGGAUACAAAAUAAUUUUGUUAGGAUUUAAUUUCUCUUUUGAUAUGGAAUUAUUUCAGAAGUGUUGGGGGGGUGAGUUUGCAGUGUUAAAUUCUAUAGAUGAUAGCAAAUUUGAUGGAUUUCAUUUAAUUAGACAAAUAGUUAUUGAUUGUCUAGUAUAUGAUGGGAGGUAGAAUUAUAUGGUAUUAUCUAGUGUACACAAAUCUUUUUGGUGAGUUCGGUUAGAUGACAGGGGAGAGCAUAAUUUGAGAUAUAUUAUAGAUUAGAGGUGACUUUGUUUUGCAUGUCAUGUGGUCUUUGGGUAAACCCAGUUGAAAUAGCAUCCAGGUAUUUCUGUAGUUCUGGGGGCAAGAUCAAAGACAUUUUUGUGGAUGGACUUGAUUUCCCAACUGUUCAUCUUGUUGGUCCCAGAUGACACAAAUGAGUAGUGGCAAAGAGCGGGAAAGUGUCCUCACAAAAGUUCAGGCAGGACUUUUCUGAUAGUGUCCUGAUUUCCUCCCUCGAGAGGGACAAUUAGUUUCCUGGUUGCCUGAAAGACCAGCCACCAUCCCAAGUCCCUUUCCAGCCAGUGGAUGAAGAACAAAAUGUAUUCCAAAGACAGACAUCAUGCUGUGGAUGGUGCGUCUCUUGGGAGGACUAAUUGGAUUAAAAGUAGAACUGGACUGGGAUAAGUACUCUUGAGAAUGCCCUGCUCCCCUGAGGCAGCUGCUGCAAGCCAGGGGGAGCCAGGGUGGAGCCCAGGGGCUGGAAAGUCAGAUCAGUCUCCAGUCUGAACAAGAGGUGUCCUGGAGUUCUCCCAGGAGGUUCCAGCUCACCAGGCUCGGGCUCUGUCAGAGGUUUUCUGU